Copidosoma floridanum is the source of this 1296-nucleotide messenger RNA. RefSeq names its product serine protease easter-like. The record is from RefSeq and is a predicted model, not a curated record. NCBI's taxonomy places the organism in Eukaryota, Metazoa, Arthropoda, Insecta, Hymenoptera, Encyrtidae.
AUGGCGUACAAGCUCUUGGUUACCCUUUACUCGUUGGUGGUCGUGGCAUCUGCUGCACUCUUUAACCCUGCCAUUUACUUUGGAUCAAGAGUCAUCCAGAAUACCUGCAAUUGCAUUCCAUUGGACCAGUGCCCGGUGCUUUAUUACAAUUUUCUAACAGCCAGAAGCGAAUCUUUGGUACCAGUUUAUGGAGAAUUCGUAAAAACCUACCACUGUGGCUAUCACGGCAAGAUGCCCGAUGGCAACGAAAAUCAGCGUGUCAGCGACGAUCUGGAUGAGAUCGUAAAACAAAUAGUGGAACAAUUUCUACCGGAACCGAGUACUCCACAAACAGGAAAAGACGAAAAUAAUGGUAACGAUGACAUUGACGAUAUCGUGAACACGUUAAUGGAAGAAUUCGCGCCAGAUCCGUCGGUGUCAGCAUCAGAUAGCGAUCUAGAUGUAAAUAAGCCCAAAUCCAAAAACAGUGUUAGUGCGAGCACGAAUAUCGAACUGAACGCCAAAUGUGGCCGGGUGUCCGAGACCGCUGACUUUCCUUGGCUUGUCCUCUUGGAGUACGAAACAAGUAAGUCAAUGUUCCUUUGCGGUGGCUCCCUGAUAACCGAUCGGGUAGUCCUGACGGCCGGCCAUUGCGUGGAAUCGAAGUCCAACAAACUGGUGAGCGCGAGGCUGGGCGAGUACGCGCCCAAGGGGCCGAUCGAGUGCUCGUACAACCCGAGCUCCCGCAAGUACGAGUGCGCCAAAGGUAGCGUCGACGUAGACGUCGAGUCGGUUCACCUCCACGAGGAUUACUACUCUGGAAAUGCCCGCCACGCGAUGCUCGAGCAAGGCAGGCACAACGACGUCGCGCUCGUCAAGCUGAGCCAAAGGGUCGGCUUCACCGAGCACGUCCGGCCGAUAUGUUUGCCCGCACGAACGCCACCGGAAGAGGGAGACUUUGUCAUAGCCGGCUGGGCUCGGAAGAUUUAUUCCAAGGGUAAAAUGAGAUCGGGGGCGGCGUUCAAAGUGAGGGAGAUGGAGUCGGCGUGCAAUUCGUAUCGGUUCGACAGGGGCGAGUUCAUCUGCGUUGCCAACGAGCAUCCCGUGACAAGUGGAAGCGCGAUUUGCGUGGGCGACGCCGGUGGUCCGAUAAUGGCCCGGGAAGUGAAGAGCGACGGCGAGCCGAGGUUUACGCUCCGCGGGAUCUCUAAUGCUGAUACGUCUUGUAGGAGAAGGGGUGACAAGUACGGGCUGUUGUUUACGAGGAUCGACCCGUACAUGCCGUGGAUAAACAGCAAAUUGAGGGAGAUUCUGUGA